Messenger RNA from Sinocyclocheilus grahami, 1048 nucleotides. RefSeq names its product cytosolic carboxypeptidase-like protein 5. The record is from RefSeq and is a predicted model, not a curated record. The coding region runs from base 762 to 1010 and encodes 82 amino acids. Lineage: Eukaryota; Metazoa; Chordata; Actinopteri; Cypriniformes; Cyprinidae. The transcript has 3 exons.
UUUUUUGGUAAAAAAUGAAAUGUAUAUCUUAAUGGCCCUAAAAAUAGACCACUUUGUUUAUGAACAAAUAUAAUUUCUUCUUUCUUUCUGUAUGUUUGGGGUGAAAUAUGAGAUUCUCUGGUUCUCGUGUGUGUGGCAUUGCAGAUAUAACAUCAGUGAUGAGCGAAACGCAGCUGCUUUAAUCCCAGAAUUCCUUCAGCUGAUGUCUACAGAUGUAAAGCACAGCGGUGCAGACGGCUCAAAACCAGCUUAGCAGAGCUGUGUGUGACGAGUGUAGCGUGUAGCAGCCGCCGUGUGUGUGUGUGUGUGAAUCUAGCGUGAUCUGGUGCUCGGUGUCGUGUGCUUCUUCACUGUUUCACUGUGUGUUCGUGCUGACGCUGGCUCUGAGUGUGUAGCGGCAGCCAAUCACGCGUGUCUCCUGUAAACCACACGAUGCUGUGCUCAUUAAUAAAUGUAUCUUGUAAAACAUGAUAGACGCAUCCGAACUGACUUUUCUCUAAUAAACAUCCUGUUUGAACUGCUUCUGUGACCUUUGACCUUUUUUUUUUACAAUUCCUCUGUCACCUGUCAGGUAGCUCCUUCCACUGUUACCACGGUUACCGUGGAACCUGUUUAUAACGGGCUGUGUCUGUCUGUCUUGUUGCCUAGGCAACAGCUGCCCUGAGUUCCACCCCGCCGGACAGAUUAAAGAGAUUCAAAGGCACGGUGGGCGGGGCAAGUCCGGCAGAGGCCCCGCCCCCUCUCCUUCCCCCCAGCAGAGGAUGGCGCUGCUGUCACAGGAGCCGCUGCGGGAAUCUCUGGACAUCCUGACGUCUGUCGAGUACAGCAGAUGUGAGCUGCAGCCUCGGCCCAGCCGGAUCCCGGUGCGGAGAGAGCCUCCUCUGACCGAGACGUCCAGCCUGAGAGUGUGGAAACUCCUCAAACCCGGCGUCGAGAAACACCCGGCGGGUCAGAGUCGCUCUUUUCACCCUGGGUCAUAUCUGAGGCACACAUUCCAAGCCUCGGAAUGAUCAAAAUGUGUUUUCAUUUCAGUGUAAUUGUAGAAACG